AUGGACUAUUUACUCCCAGCAGAAAUCAUUACAAAUAUUCUUAGUUACAUGUCAAUGACUGAUUUGGUUCGCAUUGAAAGAACUUGUCGGUUAUUUCAAUCAUUCUCUCUCUGUGAGAUAGAGAAGCGUAUCAUUAAAUCCAGCGAUGAAUGGGGAAUCUUGAUACAUUUAGGACAAGUCAGCGCAAAGCCCAUUGGGUUUGAUGCCAAAUCAAAGAGAGCCUACUACUCGGUACUGAUGGAUCCUGUGAAAGUAAAGACCAUGUUUGACCAUCGCCGCCCAAUCCAUUGUUCCUUGCUCCGGAAAAAGACAUCCAAAUUUCAAUCAUACAGCCAAAAUGGAUUCAUCAUUACUGUUGAAAAGGGAAUGGAGGAAGGAAAGACUCUGGAAUUAGAUAUCAACAAUGAAGCUUGUCAAGUCCACGCCGCACUUACCAGGUUACCCUCAUCUGUGUCUCCUAUCAAUACCACUUUAGAAGCAUCAUUGUGUAAUGGGCAAGCCUUGAAAAAGCAAAGUUUGCAAUUACCGCCAAUCAAGACGAUGGCCCCUCAGCCUUUGACAUAUACCCUUCAAAUUACUGAAUUAAGCUUACCGCUAUCCACUCUCGCUGCAUAA
Molecule: messenger RNA, 615 nt
Organism: Mucor velutinosus
Lineage: Eukaryota; Fungi; Mucoromycota; Mucoromycetes; Mucorales; Mucoraceae
Exons: 2
Coding region: 1-615 (204 amino acids)
Molecular function (GO): protein binding
Source: RefSeq, a predicted model, not a curated record